Messenger RNA from Ruditapes philippinarum (Manila clam), 1227 nucleotides. RefSeq lists its product as uncharacterized. The coding region runs from base 1 to 1227 and encodes 408 amino acids. NCBI's taxonomy places the organism in Eukaryota, Metazoa, Mollusca, Bivalvia, Venerida, Veneridae. The transcript has a single exon. The record is from RefSeq and is a predicted model, not a curated record.
AUGAGAGGUCAUUCUUCCCCUUCUAAUGCCCCUGCUUCUACAUUUCCUCUAGUUGGCUCUUCUAAUGAAACUGAAAUUCUUCUAAAUGGCACUUCUACUAUAGCUUUGAUAGAUACUGGCUCUAUGAUUUCAUCUAUUGGAAUUUCAUUCUUCAAAUCUUUAAAGCCUCAGCCUGUCAUGUCACAGUUGUCAGAUUUUAUGUUGGAUAUUUCUUCUGCUAAUGGUUCUAAGGUACCAUAUCUUGGAUAUUCAGUUCUUGAUAUUACUUUUCCUUCUCUUUCAUCACAAUCUUUUUCAGCUCCUAUUCUGAUUGUUCCAGACACAGAGUACUCCAGCAGAGUUCCUUUGAUAAUAGGCACCAACAUACUGAAUGUUUUGAAGUCAUCAAGAACAGAAUCAACAUCAUCUCCACUUUCAGACAUCAUAUCUUCCUUGUCUGACAUUGUCACCAAACCUGUUACUCUUCUUCAUCAUCAGACUGUCAUUGUGAAGCCUUUUGAAACAACAACACUUGAGGGAAAGGUGAGACAUAUUGGCAACAUGUCAUCUGGUGUUACAGAGUCUACUGAUUCUCUUAUGUUGAAUGUGUGCCCUAGAUUGGUUAAAUUACAACCUGGUACUUCUUUUUGCAGGGUUCCAGUACGUGUUUGUAACUUGACUGCUAGAGCUAUUACCAUUCAUCCAAGAAUGACUCUUUGUAACUUACAUGAUGUGUCUGUUGUUCGCACCAUUGAUCCUUCAGAGGGCGUUGCUGAUAAAUCCCACAAUUCAGACAAGUCUCUUGAUGACCUUGGUAUUUCUAUUCCCACUGAAACUUUAACUUCUGAACAGCAGGUUAAGGCAACUUCCUUCUUCAAUCAGUGGAAACAUAUUUUCUCCUCUGGGCCUACUGAUCUUGGUUCUACUGACUUGGUCGAACAUGAAAUCAAUCUGACUGAUCCCACACCCUUUAAAGACCCUUAUCGCCGAAUACCACCAGGGAUGUUUGAGGAGGUACGUGAGCAUUUACGAGACAUGAUUUCCGCAGGAGCGAUCCGUGAGUCCAAGAGUCCUUUUUCUUCUAAUGUUGUGUUAGUAAGAAAGAAGGACGGGUCUUUGCGUUUUUGUAUCGAUUACCGGAAACUGAACAACCGUACAAUCAAGGAUGCUUAUGCCCUUCCUCGCAUCGACGAAACUAUAGAUUCUCUCAUAGGUUCCACUAUUUUCUCUAAGCUCGACCUACGCUAA